This is a messenger RNA of Microstroma glucosiphilum, 2167 nucleotides long. RefSeq lists its product as hypothetical. NCBI's taxonomy places the organism in Eukaryota, Fungi, Basidiomycota, Exobasidiomycetes, Microstromatales, Microstromataceae. The coding region runs from base 461 to 1762 and encodes 433 amino acids. The record is from RefSeq and is a predicted model, not a curated record. The transcript has 4 exons.
CAGAAAUAUCCCCCUCACCCUACCCAACGCCAAUCAUACCCGCCCUGACGAAACCCGCCUCUCUCCCUCCUCUAUCACAACCUCCUCUUCAUUUGCAUACGUUCGACUGUCACACUAGCGCAACUCAGACGCUGCACUCUGGUCACUCCGAAUCAGAAGCCUUGCACACCCAAGAGGCACGUCAAUACCUCUCAUCCGCCCUUGACGUUCGGAAGUAGGGAUCCACCUCGUGACCCUUUUUCCUCGGUCCGACAACAGGACCCCCUAUCACCCCGCAUCCUCAUACAAAGUCAGGCUUCAGACCUUGCAAAGGCUGCAGUAGCGUCGCAUACCCCCUCUAUUGUUCUGUAGCAGCGGACGAAUACCCUGCAUACAGACACGCACUUAGGAGUGCAGUCAUCGCAACCAUCGCCCGCUCGAUCCCAGGUCCAGGCUUCAAUCAAAAGGUCCCCUACCCAACAUGUCUGCGAGCUACUCGGUCUUCACAUCGCCGAAUCAUGCUCCUAUCCCCAAUCACUUGCCUACACUGAUCGUGACCCCUCACGGUCAGCCGCAUCACACACUAUACUCUUACAUCCACACCAACCAGAACAAGGAGACAUACCUGCUCACACCUUCUCCCCAAGGUGAUCUAUGCGUUGCAAAGAUGGUACCACCACCGGGGACAAGAGGUCCAGGCGGCCCCGGUGAUAUCAGGUCAGAUCCAGGCCACAGCACAGGCGGUGAUUCCCAAGAUCGUUCGGUACGAUGCGAGGCUUCUCGUAAUCUCAGGUGGUCGAUCACAAACACCGGAAUCAAUGCGCCAGUCUACAAGUUGACGUUGCCAAACCCGGAUGCACCAGGCCACGAGCAACCCCUGUUCCAGAUCUCCAAGCCCAACCCAAUGGCUCCUUACUGGACCAUGUUCUACUUCACUUACGCUGGUCACCUCAUUCCGCCGAAGCGCAUCGAGUUUGGCAAGAUUCAGAAGAAUGCUGCUCAGGGCUCCGGAGGCGGAGGAGGCACAAGGGUGACGAUCAGCGGCAAGUCAGCAGAAGAGAAGGCAGUCUGGCAGACGCUGGGAGAGGGCAACGAGGACAUGGUCGAGUGGAUCGUCUUGUGUGCUGCCUUGAACGUGUUGGACGAGGAGAUCAUCAAGGCAGCAGCUGAGCAGAUGCCUCCGCCUGGAAAGAGAGCGCCAGCCGCUUCUUCGACGUCUGGAUCUAGCGGGGCUUCCGCCAGUCGUACAGCAGUACCCUCCUCGAGACCAUCCGUCUCCCCGCGCGUAGGCGGCAAUGCCGCCGCUGCUCCUCGUCAACAAUUCCCUGUGCCUAUGCCAGCGCCAGCUAGGGGUCCCCCACCUCCGCAACAGCAGCCUCAGCGACAGCAGCAACAGGCGUUCCCACGCCCCAACCCUUACGGUCAAGCUGCACAGCCCAUGCCACAGCAGCAGUACGCUCCUCAGCAGUCCCAGUCUCGUCCGCCGCCGCUGCAGAUGCCAUCUAGGGGUGCUCCUCCUCAGGGUCAAUAUCAGGAACCUUACCGCCAGGCUCCAUCACCUCAGAUGCAAGGCAGAGCACCACCACCUUCGCAACGUGGCCCCGCGGUCGGAGGAGCUAGGCCGAUGGGUGCUCUCAAUGGACGCUCGCCUGGAGGAGGAGGCAUCGUUCUCAACUCGCCUGCAUCUGGCUACGGAGGUGACGGCUUCGGCGGGGGCGGGUUCGGAUCGGGUUCCGGUGCGAAUUCGCCUGCCCAGGCAGCCGCAGGAGGUCGGCGCUUCUGAGGAUGUCUCGACACGCACGCGACGUCAUCUGCACAAUCGGGCCAUCCCUAGUAUCUGCUCUGCACCCCUCCCUCAGUCUUCCGGACCUCACUGCCGCGCCGGGCCAUCUCAGUCCCCUCACUCAGCUCAUCUUAGCACUGCCUGUCAUUUCGUGUGGUUCACGACAUCUGCCUUCUCAGUCUCGGUAUCCCGUUUCGAUGUACAUAUCAAUGCCUCGCUCGCUACCCUCCUUCGCUUUCCAAAGAGAUUCUCCCUCUUUCGCCUAUGGCGCACUUCUCCUCCCUCAACACACACACACACACACUCUCUCUCUGUGCCUUCCACUCCCUUCCAUCUUUGCAUCCUCUCAUCCUCUGGCCGAAUAGGUCGAAAUAACUACAAUGGACAAUUGAUCGAUUACCCCAC